AUGAUCAUGAAUCUGUUCAAGGCCAUGCCCGCUCGGGCUCAGGCCUUCGCCACCGUGAAGCCCCAAGCCCGCUUCAUGGCCACCGUUCGUCAGCGUGCCGCGCUGGAGCCCGCCACCUUCACCAUCCGUGACGGCCCCAUGUUCACCGGCAAGUCCUUUGGCGCUCGCUCCAACAUCUCUGGUGAGGCGGUCUUUACCACCUCCUUGGUCGGGUACCCCGAGUCCCUGACCGACCCCUCCUACCGUGGCCAGAUCCUGGUUUUCACUCAGCCUCUGAUUGGAAACUACGGUGUGCCCUCUGCCGAGAAGGACCCCAACGGUCUUCUCAAGUACUUCGAGUCCCCCAACCUGCAGGCGGCCGGUGUGGUCGUCGCUGAUGUUGCCGAGCAGUACAGCCACUGGACUGCCGUUGAGAGCUUGGGCGAGUGGUGUGCGCGGGAAGGUGUUCCGGCCAUCUCCGGUGUUGACACUCGUGAGAUCGUCACCUACCUCCGUGAGCAGGGUUCGUCCCUGGCUAAGAUCACGGUUGGCGAGGAGUACGAUGCCAACGAGGAUGAGGCCUUCACCGACCCGGAACAGAUUCACCUGGUGCGUCAGGUCAGCACCAAGCAGCCUUUCCACAUCAGCGCUGCCGACCCUCACUCGCACGUUGCCGUCCUCGACUGCGGUGUGAAGGAGAACAUCCUGCGCAGCCUGGUUAACCGUGGCUCUAGCGUCACUGUCUUCCCCUUCGAUUACCCCAUCCACAAGGUGGCUCACCACUUCGAUGGUGUCUUCAUCUCCAACGGCCCCGGUGACCCCACUCACUGCCAGGACACCGUCUUCCACCUGAAGGCUCUGAUGGAGACUUCCCAGGUCCCCAUCUUCGGUAUCUGCUUGGGUCACCAGCUGCUCGCUCUGGCCGCCGGUGCUCGCACCAUCAAGCUCAAGUACGGUAACCGGGCCCACAACAUCCCGGCUCUGGACCUGAGCACUGGUCGCUGCCACAUCACCAGCCAGAACCACGGUUACGCCGUUGAUGCCUCCACCCUGCCUUCUGAGUGGAAGCCUUACUUCGUGAACCUGAACGACCAGAGCAACGAGGGUAUGAUCCACAAGUCUCGCCCCAUUUUCAGCACCCAGUUCCACCCUGAGGCCAAGGGCGGUCCCCUCGACUCGUCCUACCUGUUCGAUAUCUACCUGGACAGUGUCAAGAAGUACAAGCAGAGCCAGGCCGGUCUGUACCCCCAGCGUGACAGCCGCCCCAGCCCCCUGCUGAUUGACCUUCUGGGCAACGAGCGUGUGGGUGUGCAGCCCACCAUUGGCAUGCAGAACGUUGCUGCCGCCGCCGCCGCUGCUGCUGCGGCAUAA
Messenger RNA from Penicillium cataractarum, 1350 nucleotides. RefSeq names its product carbamoyl-phosphate synthase (glutamine-hydrolyzing) CPA1 (gene cpa1). The record is from RefSeq and is a predicted model, not a curated record. The transcript has a single exon. NCBI's taxonomy places the organism in Eukaryota, Fungi, Ascomycota, Eurotiomycetes, Eurotiales, Aspergillaceae. Bases 1 to 1350 code for a protein of 449 amino acids. Gene Ontology annotation, cellular component: carbamoyl-phosphate synthase complex; cytoplasm. Gene Ontology annotation, molecular function: carbamoyl-phosphate synthase (glutamine-hydrolyzing) activity. Gene Ontology annotation, biological process: 'de novo' pyrimidine nucleobase biosynthetic process; L-glutamine metabolic process; L-arginine biosynthetic process.